AUGCUUACAAACUUUCGUUUCCAUCCCCAGGUGGAGGGGGUGCGGGUGCUGUUCAUGGUGGUGUACAUCGUGGUGAUGCUGUUGGGGAUGGGCGGGAACGCUUUCGUGUGCUGGACCAUCAAGCGGAACCACCUGCUGCACAACGCCGCGCACUACUUCAUCGCCAACCUCGCGGUCUCAGACCUGCUGGUGUCGUCCGUGGUGGUACCGAUGACGCUGGUGACGUACAUCGGGGACCCCGCCCUGCUCAGCCAGCCCCUCUGCACCAUCGCGAACUACUUGCAGCCCGUCUGCGUCUCGGCAAGCGUCUUAACCUUGGUGGCUAUCUCCUUAGAAAGGUUUUACGCCAUUGUCCAGCCGAUCCGUAACCUGGCGAACAGCCGAAUCUUCCCCGUCACCCGUGUCCGGAACACCAUCAUCGCCGUCUGGCUGGUGCCUGUGGUGGUCUUGUGCCCCUGGCUGGUGCCUGCAGAGGUGACAGCGGGGUGUUUCUACAGCCAGCUGGGGGAGGUGUACCGCGCCAGGUGUCUGGACGGCUUCUACCUGGUGUUCGACCCCGAGACAGCUGGGAAGGUCGCCAUGGCCAAUCAGAUCAUCACGCUGCUGGUGAUGCACACGUUCCCGAUGGUGUUCAUCGCCGUGACGUGCGGCUUGGUGGUCUGGCGGCUCAUGAAGCUGCAGAAGCCGGUCACGCCCCGCGGCACCGUCACCAGGAGCGAGAUCAACAGGCGGAAGGUAACGCUGAUGGUGAUCGCCGUGGUGGUGGCCUUUGUGGUGGCCUGGACUCCCCUGCAUAUGGUCAGCAUCACCUACCUCUUCACCCCGCAGCCCAGCGAAUUCGUCCUCGCCAAGAACAACUUCUUCACCGGGUACCUCAUCCUCUACCUCCUCGGCUACCUGAACUCGCUCGUCAACCCUUUGAUCUACAUUCUCAUGAGCGACCGCUUCAGGAAGGACUUCAAGGGACUGGUGAAGACCGUACUGCCGUGCCUGGGCUGGUGCCGCUGCUGCGGCGGGUCGCCCGGCGGGCGCGGGAGGAGCAACACCGCGGCCAGCGUGACGGAGAUGACCGAGGCCGGCGCCGGGUGGCAGCCGCCGAACUACAUGGAGCUUCGGAACGGGCGGUACGUGCCGGCCAUCAGCAGGGGGGUCUUCACGCAGGCCAACCCCAUCCCUGGCGCGCUCGAUACUGUGGACGCUGCCGGGGAGGGCAGACCGGGGUUAGCCAGCAACGGUGUGGACAACAACAAAAGCACCGGCGUCACGCAGUGUCCCGGACACUACGUACCUCUGAGCACCAGCGAGCACGUCAGCCACAUCGGCUCUUCUUCUUACGCGACGUUCGCGGAGUACAGCACCGAUUCUAUGGCCAGGUGCAGGAGCGAUUCGGACGAACUGGUGUCCACUGAAGCCGAGGUCUUCAUUAACGAGAGAAGUGUAGACAAUUCGGAAACGUCGAACGGUUUUAUGACGUCGACUUGUCCGGAUACCCGUGAACCCACGAGAAAACGACUUUCCUCGGGGUUUGAUGAGCCGAUCCCGCUCGCACCCCUACCCAAGUACCCCCUGCGUAAGUCCGGCUCUAUGGCUUCCAUAAGAUCUCUGAUCGACAGGAUUGGGAAGCGGAAACCCAGUCAGAGCGUCAGCAGUAAUGUUGGUCUGGGGCUGCUGCAGCUGGUCGAGACGGAGGCCGAUACAGACUCUCCGGUACCGAGCUCAGACGAUGAGGGACACAUCCGUUACAACAGCGCGUUUUUCGACAACCCCGAGGAACUUCCGGUGGACAGCCAAUGGCCGUCUACGUCACACCGUCCUCACCAGGCGAGAGACAUGACAAUGGCAGAGGUAGGAAACAGUCGAUACCCGCCAUCUGAGUCGUCAGACUCAACCCUAGGCGGGUCCCCGGACAUCUACCGAAGACACGAUCGCACCGAGUCGGUGCCGAGCGACGAGGGCAUCGGGCUCGGGUACGACCAGAGCAGCGACGAGGACGACUGGGGGAACGACCUGUCGGACUUCGAGGAGAGGUUUGGGCAGUACGAGUUCGAGCCGAGGCUCAAACCUGCCCUGCCCAACCCAGGCUUUCUCAGAUACUUUCGCACGAAAUCCACGUCCCUAACAGCGUCUGUGGAUGUGUAGAUUAUUUUCGGCGUGGACGCAGUUAUAUAAUGUUCCGUUAUCGUUCUACUCAGAUGUUAUGAGAAGUCCCAUUCGUAGUGUUAUUAUUAGUGUGAUCCUCUUUAUACUUGUCACAGACAUUUAGAGGAGUUUUAGUCGUAUUCCUUUUUGUGUGGUUUACUUUUAUACUUGUCACAGACAGUCCCGUUUGUUUCACUGUCUGUUCCUUUUUUAUGCUCGAUUUAGUUUAAAGUAUUGUAUACGCAAGACAUCUUUUGUAGUUUAUUCUGUAUUGUUAACAUACUAGUCUAUCCUAUGUUGCUCUGUUAUAUAUACUGGAGAUGAUCUGUUGCAAUAAAGUUGUUAUGUGAUGCG
This is a messenger RNA of Branchiostoma floridae (Florida lancelet), 2493 nucleotides long. Its product is annotated as neuropeptide FF receptor 1-like. The record is from RefSeq and is a predicted model, not a curated record. Gene Ontology annotation, molecular function: peptide binding; G protein-coupled receptor activity. Gene Ontology annotation, cellular component: membrane. The transcript has 6 exons. The coding region runs from base 1 to 2139 and encodes 712 amino acids. Gene Ontology annotation, biological process: G protein-coupled receptor signaling pathway. NCBI's taxonomy places the organism in Eukaryota, Metazoa, Chordata, Leptocardii, Amphioxiformes, Branchiostomatidae.